AGGCGCUCGGCGGCCCGGGGAGGCUGCCUGGCUCCCUCCCUCCUUCCCGCCCUCCCCCGGCCGGGGGCCACACCAGCCCUUCCCGGCCGCCAACACGAGCAGGGGCGGCUCGCCCGGCCUGCUCGGCGGGCCCCAGACAAAGGAAGGAAGGAAGCGAGGACGAACCGGGGCGAGGAGGCGACGGCAGCCCGGCUCCCCCCGGCGAGCGCGGCCGCCGCAUCCGUGUGCGCUCAGCCGGGGCCAACUCCGGCGGCGGGUGAAGUGACCCGGAGGGCACCGAGCGAGGCCGGCGAGCCAGAGGGAAGAGGAGGGAGAAGCGGCGGCGGGAGGAGGAGAGAGGAGCGGGGCCGGUGGCUCACCAGGAUCCGCUUGAAGAGGUGGUGGAAAAAUAAGAAACAAAAUGAAACCUUUCCAAAAGGUCUACCUUUUCAAGAGCUUGCUUGCCAAUUGCUGCUGUCACAGCCAACUUGACAGCUGUCUUCUCCCUCAUGUUGCAAAGAAGAUAGGCUGCAUGGUGGGACUGCACAACCAUGGAUUUUGGAGGCCAAAGCCUUUAUUGGACACAGCUAGAUUCACUCUGUCUUUUAACAGUUGGCACAGGAAAAGCCAUCAGGAUUCUCAAGCUUUGUGGAAGCAUGAGGCUGUGCAGAAAUAUCUGGAGUCUCUCAGCAAGGAAUACCAGCAGGUUAGUCAUCAGUUAAGUGCACACUCAUUAAAUGACUUUGAGCAAAGAACCCUGAGGAGAAGAUGUGCCGAUCUGUCCCCCAUUGCAGCUGCGUUUCAAGAAAUCAAAGAGGCUGAAAGAGAAGUUCAGGAGUUAGAAGCGAUGUGCACAGAACUAGACAGCAGAGAUGAGAAACAACUUCUACACCUUGCCUUAGAAGAGAAGGAAAGCCUGGAUAAAAAAAUGAACAUGUUGUGCAGAAAGCUUUUCCAGCUUCUAGUGCCAAAGGAAAAAUAUGAUAGAAGUCCUGUCAUAUUAGAAGUGACAGCUGGCAGAACAACUGGAGGGGAUAUCUGCCAACAGUUCACUAAAGAAAUGUUUGACAUGUACCAGAGCUAUGCUGACUACAAACGUUGGACCUUUGACAUCGUGAACUAUACGCCGGCUGAGAUAGGAGGCUUGCAUCAUGCUGCUGCUCAUAUUUCAGGAGAGAAUGUCUAUAGGCAUCUGAAAUAUGAAGGAGGGACUCACCGAGUCCAGCGAAUCCCUGAGACAGGCAUGUCAUCAAGAAUGCAGCGUAUUCACACUGGGACAAUGUCAGUCAUUGUUCUCCCUCAGCCAGAGGAGGUUGAUAUUAAAGUGGAUCCCAAAGAUUUGCGUAUAGAUACGUUCAGAGCCAAAGGAGCAGGAGGGCAACACGUUAACAAAACUGAUAGUGCUGUGAGGAUUGUGCACCUUCCUACAGGACUGGCAGUUGAGUGCCAGCAGGAGCGGUCACAGCAGCUGAACAAGGAAAUAGCUCUGCGGACACUGAGAGCUAAGCUGUACCAGCAGGUCGUUGAAAAGCAGCUCAGUCAAGAGCAGAGCGCCAGGAAGCAGCAGUUGGGAACAAGAGCCCAGUCAGAGAGAAUUCGUACUUACAACUUCACCCAGGACAGAGUGACUGACCACAGGAUCUCAUAUGAUGCACGCAAUAUUAAGGAAAUUUUAAGUGGGAAAGAAGCACUGGAUAAGCUCAUCAACAGACUAUUGGAGUUUGCAGAGAUAGAGGCUGUCACCCAGUAUCUAGAAAAUUUGCAGGCUUUAGAAGGAGGAGGCUGAAGACCUCAAGUAGAAUUAAAACUGAAUUGUUGUGUUUGGUAGCUGAAUAAAACAGAUGUGUUUCUUAUAUUAUUAAAACCUGUAUCUCUGUUUUUCAA
Messenger RNA from Vidua macroura (Pin-tailed whydah), 1863 nucleotides. RefSeq names its product mitochondrial translation release factor 1 (gene MTRF1). NCBI's taxonomy places the organism in Eukaryota, Metazoa, Chordata, Aves, Passeriformes, Viduidae. Bases 401 to 1765 code for a protein of 454 amino acids. Gene Ontology annotation, molecular function: translation release factor activity. Gene Ontology annotation, biological process: translational termination. The transcript is spliced from 10 exons. The record is from RefSeq and is a predicted model, not a curated record.